AUGGAAAAUGUUUUAAGUAAUGAAAAUAUUAAGAAGGAUAUAGAAAAGCAGAAUGAAAUAGUACAUGAUACUAUUGAAGUGAAGUCUAUGUGUAUAAAUUGCGAACAGGAGGGAGUAAAUAAAAUUUUAAAAUUUGAAAUCCCGUAUUUUAAAAAUAUUUUAAUACAUUCUUUUGAAUGUACACUUUGCAAUUAUAGAAAUAAUACUAUUCAAGAUUUAAACCCAAUAAAAGAAAAGGGUGUUAAAAUAAUUUUUAGCGUAACAAAAAAUGAGCACUUAGAUAGGCAACUGAUUAAAUCAGAAUAUGGAGUUUUUAAAAUUCCCGAAAUAAAUUUUGAAAUACCAAAAGAAACACAAAAAGGAUCUAUAAAUACAAUUGAAGGUUUUAUACAAACAGCAUUAAGUAAUCUUACAGAUUAUUUUAUAAACUUAAAAAAUAUGUAUAAUGAAGCAAACAAUAUUGUUGACGAUAAUGUAAACAAUAAAUCUGAAGAAGUAGAGAAAAAUGUAAAUGGUAAUAUAAAUAAAAUAGAAGAAAAAGAAGAAUUAAAUAAAAAUGAUGGAAUAAAUGAUAUAAACAACAAUAAUUAUAGUGCUAAAGAUGAUGAAAACACUUCAGAGUCAAACGAAAAAUAUCACCAAAUUACAAUAGAAAAUUAUAUGAGUAUGAUUGAAAAAACAAUAAACGAUUUAUCGAGAUUUGUUAUAUCGAAGGAAUUGCCUUUUACUGUUGAAAUUAUAGACCCAUCUGGAUUAAGUUCAUUAGAAUAUUAUGAUGAAGAUAUAAACUCUAAAACAGUUAUAAUAGAACACUACCAAAGAAGUAAACAAGAAUUACAUGAGUUAGGCUUUUAUGAAGAAGAUUUUGAGGAAAAAAAAAAGGAUGAAGAAAUUAAACAAAAUAAUUUAAAUGUAAAUGAAAACCAAUCAAUUGAUAAAGGGGAUCAAAUAAAAAAAGAGAAUUUCGACUUUAUAAAAAAAUAUGUUCAUAUGAAUAAUAAUAGUAAUGGAUCGAAUAAUAUGUCUGUCAAAUAUAAAACCAUAAAUGAAGGUGAAGAAAGUAAACUUAUUGAAUCAUUUACAUCCAAUUGUCCAUGCUGCAAUUAUCUAGGAGAUAAUAAUUUUUGCGAAAUUAAUAUACCUGGUUUUAAAAAAUGUUUAAUUUUAUCAUAUGUUUGUCCUAAUUGUAAUUAUAAAACGAGUGAAAUUAAAAGCAGUGGCGAAAUUAACCCUAAAGGAAAAAAAAUUACCUUAACAGUUAAAAAUAAAAGUGAUUUAAACAGAUUUGUGAUUAAAUCUGAAACAGCAUCAAUCCAAAUUCCAAUUAUUGAUCUAACAUCUGAUUAUGGAACACUUGGAGGAUCACUUACUACCGUCGAAGGAAUAAUUAUGCAAAUAAUAGAAUCAUUGGAAGAUAAAUUUAAAUUUUUACUUGGUGAUUCAAGUGUAAACACACAUAUAAGUAAUGAUGAAAAUAAUACAAGCAAUAAUGAUGAGUCUGUUGCAAAUAAAAUUAAAAAUAUCAUCUCUAAUUUAUAUAAGUUAUGCAAAACAGAAGAAAUGUUUCCAUUUGAUUUAAUAAUUGAUGACAUUGCAUCAAAUAGUUACAUAUCUUUUGACCAAAUUGGAGACGAUACUAAUUUAAAAGAAGAAGAAUAUGAAAGAAAUUUUGAACAAAAUGAUAUGUUAGGUAUUACAUCUAUGGAUGUAAAUUAG
Plasmodium vinckei vinckei is the source of this 1716-nucleotide messenger RNA. RefSeq names its product zinc finger protein, putative. Lineage: Eukaryota; Apicomplexa; Aconoidasida; Haemosporida; Plasmodiidae. The coding region runs from base 1 to 1716 and encodes 571 amino acids. Gene Ontology annotation, cellular component: nucleus; cytoplasm. The transcript has a single exon. The record is from RefSeq and is a predicted model, not a curated record. Gene Ontology annotation, molecular function: zinc ion binding.